Molecule: messenger RNA, 1833 nt
Organism: Ipomoea nil (Japanese morning glory)
Lineage: Eukaryota; Viridiplantae; Streptophyta; Magnoliopsida; Solanales; Convolvulaceae
Exons: 1
Coding region: 314-1489 (391 amino acids)
Source: RefSeq, a predicted model, not a curated record
UGAGUAGAUUUGAGCUUUAUUGGGCAAGCAAAGCUAGCAACAGUUUCCAGAGUCUUAGUUUCCUGUCUUCAUCAAUUACUUCUUCAAACUCCAUUUUAAUUUCCCAGCAGGCAACCAUUCAUCACAGGUCCACUCCAUUAACUCCAUCCUUCUCUCUGCUUCCCAAUAAUCUUCUUCUUCCAACUGUUCUUGACAGCCUCCUCUCACCUACACUCUCCCUUUCUUCUCUCCGCCCCAUCCACCAUUUUCACUUGUACCCACUAAAGGAUUACAACAAGGCAUUGCAAAUUUGCAAUCUUUCUGCUUUUCGUAGAUGGGCUGCUCUGCUUCGCGCUCGCAUGAGUUUAUUCACCACCGGAAUCCCUCCAAUUCGGGUUCUUCGCGCCCACAGUCGCCGUAUUCGUUUUCCGACUCCGGGUCAACUCCGGUUUCCCGGACAUUUUCCCUGCCGACGCCGCUUGUUCACCACCCGCCUCUCAGGAGAGGGGACACCAACCACCUGGUGUCGCUCACCUCCACCACGUACGGCUCUCUUGUGCUGAUUGACGGUCCCAGAGCCCCGAACCCUAACCCUAAGUUCAGUGGUCCGGAGGGUGGGAACCGGAAUGCCCAGAUGGGGAAACCCGAAAAUGGGACUGACCCGUUACGUCAUUUGUCCCUUGACUCAGUAAUCAACACUUGGGAGCUCAUGGAAGGCCUGGAUGAUGAGUUUGGUUUUCAUGUAGUGGAGUCUCCCAAGAAGCCCAGUGUGAAAAGUCUUGAAAUUGAAGAAGAAUUUGAUGUGAAGUCCUAUGAGUUUGUUGAGCACUCAGAUUCAAAGCCAUUGUGGAAGCACUUGUCUGAAGAGUCCUUGUUGGCCAAGAUGGAUCCCAAUGUAGCUUUGAGCUAUAGGAAAGCGUUGUCGGCUAAACAAUCGGGGUGUAGAGAGGGGAUCGAUAUGCCACAACCGAAAACACCGAAAUCUGAAGUGUUCAAUGAAAAUGAUAAGAGUUUAUUGAGCUUGGUGUUGCCUGACAAUGAUGUUCGACUAAAGGGUGGUGAGGAGAGGAUUGUUCUGUACUAUACCAGUUUAAGAGGAAUUAGGAAGACCUAUGAAGAUUGUUGUAAUGCCCGGGUGAUCUUUAAAGGGUAUCGAGUUUGUGUAGAUGAAAGGGAUAUAUCCAUGGACUCAUCAUAUAGGAAGGAGUUGCAGGGCGUGUUGGGAGAGAGAGGGGUGAGCUUGCCACAGGUGUUUAUUAAGGGGAGGUACAUUGGUGGAGUGGAGGAGAUUAAACAACUUAACGAGUCAGGCGAAUUGGCUAAUCUUUUGGAAGGGUUUCCCGUUAAGCACCAUGGACUCGCUUGUGAAAGUUGUGGCGAUGCAAGAUUCCUGCCAUGCCCAAAUUGCUACGGGAGUCGAAAAGUGUUUGAAGACGAUGAAGGGAAGUUGAGGAGGUGCCCGGACUGCAACGAGAACGGACUGAUUCGAUGCCCCAGCUGCUACCCUUAGAAGUUAGAAGUUCUUCAUUGACUGGUGCCCAACAUUCUUGAUCAAUUUUUCGUGAGGAUACCUGAGAAUGGUACAACAAUAUUGUAUUAUUCUAAAUUAUCUGUGUAUAUUGUGCUCUAGACCUCUCUAUCUCAUCAACUGUUUAUAUUAUCUAGCUUGUGGCCGGUUAUGUUCAUCGUCUCUUUGAACAAUUCUAAGGAAUAAAAUGCUAACUAUGGAAGUGAAACUAUGCACUUUCUGUUACAUGGAUUCUUGUUGGAUACUGAUGACAUGAGAUGUCUGUCUGCUGUAACUUUAACUAAUGUAGGCUUAUGAUUCCAAAUCACAGAUACAUUUAAGCUGUA